AUGGACUCGAGCUUCAACAACUCCUCUUCCGACAAGUCUUACUCGCCUCCAGUAUCGAGAACCUCCACGCGCGAUACCACGCCUGAUUUCGGCCCGUUCUUUUUCACGACGAACGGAAUCAGUGGUAUGCGGAUCUGUGGUAUGGAAGCUUCCAACUCUUUCCAGGCGAGGGACCACCGAUACUCCGGCGAGAUGCCUCCCGCCGCCUUCCGCCGUUACAACCAGCAGCAGCAGUAUCACCAACACCCUCACCACUACCAGCCACAGCAGACCCCCAUGAGACCGAUUCCUGCCAACUCCACCGCGCCGCGCAGCCUCGAUGCCCCGAACUGGCGGAUGGGCAUGAGUCUGGCAAGCGGUCCGGCUCAGGGCCACGGCCACUACCACACGCUGAGCUCGACCAGCGGUCCUGAAUACAUGGUCAUGGAAUCUCCCGUGGCGGAGGGCCUGGCUGCCACAGACCAAGGUCGGGACGUGGGCGUCGACACUUCGGGAUUCUUCGCUUACUGCCUCGACCGUGGAAACGGUAACUACACCAGGCUCAUCCCGGCCGAUAUGCUCCCGCCCUUGGUGGGCAUCCCGGCAGUCCAGCACGGAGCUGAAGGCAUGCUUGUGCUGCCCGCGCCGCGGGGUCAGGAUGCCCAGAAUCCGUCAGGUGGCACCAUCCAGCCCGUCACGUUCAAGACCCCUCCACCGUCGCCGGCACCGGUCUCUGAUGCUCUUCAGAAGAGAAUCGAUCACAUCAUUGCCUCGUCUCCCGUCCCGCCCAAGAAACCCAAGAUCUACUGCGACAAGUGGGUUCACGAGGGCGUUUGCGCCUUCACGCAGCAAGGCUGCAAGUACAAGCAUGAGAUGCCGCUUGACAAGCCGACACAACACUCCCUGGGCCUGUUUCAUGGCCUUCCAACGUGGUGGAAGAAGCAGCAGGCGGAGCUGCAACGGCAGCAGCAGCAGCAGCAGGAACAACAAGAAGGCAGUGGCCCCGAGGCGUUCUACGAUACCCGCCAAGUGCAGCAGGAAACCUUGCCGUCGCCGAUCAGGUCCGAGAAGGACCUUUCGAGUCCGGCAGGAGCAUCCCAGUCAUGGAGACGAAUCGAGGAUGUAAGGGUGCAGGGGCGUAUGGACUCGAUGUCGCCGGUGAAGCAGGGUGGAGGCGGGUACAAGACUUCUGUCGAUCAGAGGACCGCUUAUCAGCAGCGCGUGGACUCUCCCACCUCCCCUUGCGUCUGGGGUCCCAUCGGUCCUCCAUCCAAACAAACCUCCGACCACACCCAGAUGUACCACCAGAACAUGGGACACUUCGGCGGUUCCAAUCACUUCGCGAUGCUGGACAACAUGGGCGAGCAAGGUGCUGGAUCACGGUACGGCCUUUGA
Messenger RNA from Colletotrichum karsti, 1374 nucleotides. Its product is annotated as c-x8-c-x5-c-x3-h type zinc finger protein. Lineage: Eukaryota; Fungi; Ascomycota; Sordariomycetes; Glomerellales; Glomerellaceae. The transcript has 4 exons. Gene Ontology annotation, molecular function: metal ion binding. Bases 1 to 1374 code for a protein of 457 amino acids. The record is from RefSeq and is a predicted model, not a curated record.